This is a messenger RNA of Cuculus canorus (common cuckoo), 1409 nucleotides long. RefSeq names its product replication protein A2 (gene RPA2). NCBI's taxonomy places the organism in Eukaryota, Metazoa, Chordata, Aves, Cuculiformes, Cuculidae. Gene Ontology annotation, molecular function: DNA binding. Gene Ontology annotation, cellular component: site of double-strand break; nucleus; chromosome, telomeric region. Bases 52 to 861 code for a protein of 269 amino acids. Gene Ontology annotation, biological process: double-strand break repair via homologous recombination; DNA replication; nucleotide-excision repair. The transcript has 9 exons. The record is from RefSeq and is a predicted model, not a curated record.
AGCCGUCGCGCGCAGUGCGCGCGGGCUGGCGCGGAGCGGGGAGCGGCCGCCAUGUGGAGCGGGCACGGCACCUUCGAGGGCGGGUUCGGCGCCGCGGGGCCACCGGGCGGCUUCGCACAGUCCCCGGGAGGCUUCGGGUCUCCGGCCGGGGCCGAGAGGAAACAGAGAAUCCGCUCGCAGAACAUCGUGCCUUGCACAGUGUCACAGCUGCUGGCAGCUGAGCAGGUGGAUGAAACCUUCCGGAUCCACGAUGUGGAGAUCUCCCAGGUGACCAUCAUGGGGAUCAUUCGGCACGCUGAGAAAGCACCAACAAACAUUCUCUACAAAGUGGAUGACAUGACGGCAGCCCCAAUGGAUGUCAGGCAGUGGGUCGACACUGAUGAGGCAGGUGGCGAGAACGUUGUAGUACCUCCAGGAACGUACAUCAAAGUUGCUGGGCACCUCCGGUCUUUCCAGAAUAAGAAAAGCUUGGUGGCUUUUAAGAUCAUGCCUCUGGAAAACAUGAAUGAGUUCACCACACACAUCCUGGAGAUCGUCAACGCGCAUAUGGUCCUCAGGAAGAAUCUCAUGUCAGCUUCGAGAGUGCCGCAGUCGUUUUCCUCUACUGGGGUCGGUGGCAUGGGGGGCUAUGGAGGAGGCAGCAGCCUUCCAGUGAACGGGCUCACAGCGCACCAGAGUCAGGUGCUGAACUUGAUUAAGAACUGCCCUGUCCCAGAAGGUAUGAGUCUUCAGGAGCUGAAACAUCAGCUCCAGAAUAUGAGCAUGGCAACGAUCAAGCAAGCAGUCGAAUUCCUCAGCAGUGAGGGACACAUCUACUCCACUGUGGAUGAUGAUCACUACAAGUCGACGGAUGCUGAGUGAAGUUACUUCCAGCUGGAUUUAGUUCUAAGCAAGUGCUUGUCCAUGUAUCAAGUUAUUCUACCGAGCUUUGCGACGUGGAAGGUGAUCUCUGCCCUUUCCAGCCUGUAAAGUCCCAGUUACUCUGAGUGCCUCCUUGGAAUUCAAGGACAUGCAGAAGGUAUAGAUUCUGUUACCUGGACUUUGUUAUACGCUGUGACCAUGUGACUGAAAGCAUAAGCAGACAUGGGAAAACUGAACUCCUUGGAGCUUCAGAGCCUUCAGUUUGUUUUUGUCUCCUUAGAGGAUGCUGUGUUAGAAAGAAAAACCUCUUUCUAAUCUUGCCCUGGGCAGAUGGUCUUGUCUUUUUUCUAGAGCUGUCCCUGCUAACUCAGCUUUCAUUCCAUUUCAUUCACAAAGUGGGUAGCCAGGAGUAAUAGUCCACUACUGUACAGUAAUCAUGAAUAGAUUUUGAAUUGGUUUAGUUUAUGCAUUUAAAUCUAUAUUUGUACCAGGAGGUGAUCUUGUUACUAGAGCUUUUGAAUGUUUCAAAUAAAGUUUUAACUUGGGUA